GUUUUAAUGGACCCCCUCUUCCUCUCUCUCCCUCUCUCUUCCUCUCUCUCUUCCUCUCUCUCCCUCUCUCUCUUCUGCUCUCUUCCUCUAUCUCCCUCUCUCUCUUCCUCUCGCUUCCUCUCUCUUCCUCUCUCUCUUUCUCUCUCUUCCUCUCUCUCUUCUCUCUCUCUUCCUCUCUCUCUUUCUCUCUCUUCCUGUCUCUCCCUCUCUCUUCCUCUCUCUUCCUCUCUCUUCCUCUCUCUUACUCUCUCCCUCUCUCUCCCUCUCUCUCUUCCUCUCUCUCCCUCUCUCUCUCUAGCCUCUGAGCCCAACUUGAAGCUCCGGUCCAGGCUAAAACAGAAGGUGACAGAGCGCAGAAGUAGCCCACUGCUACGUAGGAAGGAUGGUCCAAUAAUCACUACUGCCAAGAAGCGCUCUCUGGACAUGGCUGGUAAGCUUCCGGCGCACAACUCAUCCCAAACAGAAUACGUUCCAUCUCGCACAACCCUUGCAUCUAUAACUUUAGUGCUUUUCUGUGGGUUGAAAUCGAUAGGUUUCCAACCUGGUACCUUGAUCAGUAUGCGUGUUGUGUGGGAGCCUCAUGUCUUGUGUUUUUUGUCUUUUUGCAGAAUCGGCCUGCAACAGUGCACCUGGCUCGGGCCCCAGUUCGCCCAACAACAGCUCCAGUAACAUCACCAAUGAGAAUGGCAUUGCUAGUCCAGUAGAGGUAAGCAGCCACUAUAACUUUAACCUACAUCAAGCUGUUAGCUUGCUGUGACCAUGCAGAAACCAUGGGCUUCUGAUAUACUCUUCUCUUUUCAAUCUGCUUUGAUGUUGACUCUUCCCAGUCACAUUGCAGAGGACUGUUUGCUUAAUAUGUUGGCUCACACUAUAAGGCAUGUGUGCGCGUGCAUGCGCAUGUGCUUACAUGCUUGUUUGAUCCGGUGUGACUGUUUGUUUGUGUGUGUACGUAUGGGUGCUUGUGUUUGUUUGCGUGUCUGUGCACAUGAGGGUGUAAAUGCAAGUGGCUGUGCAUAGAGUAUGUGUAUCUCUAUCCUUGUCAGUGUUUGAGUCUCUGAGUGUGUGUCUCUGUAACCAACAUGUGCUCCAGACUGCCCGUGUAGACAGGAGGCCACAGGGGCUGUGUAUUUUUGAAGAAGGGUCUAUUUAUCUGGCCAGUGUUUGAGUGUGUGUGUCUCUUUGACUGUGUGCUCCUCUGUUUCUAGGCCUCCCUGGCCCACAGGCUGGCCAGCCGAGAGGGCCCCUUGAGCCAGCUGUCUCUGUACACAUCGCCCUCACUGCCUAACAUCACCCUGGGCCUGCCAGCCACCGGCCCGUCCAGCGUGAGUUCAUACACCCACUUUCUGUCU
Coregonus sp. 'balchen' is the source of this 1349-nucleotide messenger RNA. The record is from the annotation of a GenBank genome assembly. Lineage: Eukaryota; Metazoa; Chordata; Actinopteri; Salmoniformes; Salmonidae.